Chlamydomonas reinhardtii is the source of this 2470-nucleotide messenger RNA. RefSeq lists its product as uncharacterized. NCBI's taxonomy places the organism in Eukaryota, Viridiplantae, Chlorophyta, Chlorophyceae, Chlamydomonadales, Chlamydomonadaceae. The transcript has 8 exons. Bases 46 to 1134 code for a protein of 362 amino acids. The record is from RefSeq and is a predicted model, not a curated record.
CUCACUAGGACUAUUGCUGCUCGCAAGCCCGUCGCACAGUUAACCAUGUCGGUCGGAUUUCUGGUCCUCGCGCUGGGCGCGCUUGUCGUGGCGACGGCGCAGCCCACGACGACUGGCACUCGCUUCGAGGGUUUCUCUUACGCGGGCAAUGUCAUUGGCUAUGUGAACAUGACGAUGGACUACUGCGACAUCAAGGCCGCCAUGGCUGCUGGCAACUUCACCGAGGCUCUGUCCAUCUACUCUACUGGCAAGAACUCGUUCUCUGGCCUGGCGCGCCGCACCUUCUUCCGCUUCGCCUCGUACAUCACCGCCAACGGCUCCGUGGAGCCGCUGCACGACUCCAUCCUGGCCGGCAAGGACACGUCCUCCCUGGACGCCGCCAUCCGGGCUGCCCUGGCCGACGGCAAGGCCACCCUGGCCGCCGGUCUGAUCCAGGUGGGCACGCUCAAGUACCACCUGCACGAGGUGGAUGAGGCCUACAACAAGAUCAAGACCUACCUGGCUGACGGCACCGGCAACCUCACCAACCUGGUUUCUGACGCCUCGGGCGCACCCCACAACGUGGAUGAGGCCUGGGCGCUGUGGGCCGGCGGCGCCGCCAACAACUGCGGCACCCUGUCCGGCUGGGCCUCCUCCCUGGGCGCCGCCAUGGGCACCACCUUCCUCGGCAAGAGCUAUGUCAACACCGCCAUGAUCAACACCGUCAAUGAGAUGCUGGCCGCCGCCCGCCUGUCUACCCUGAACAUCCAAGCCUACGACGCCGCGCGCACGAACGAGGUCCGACUGCUGACCCUGCUGGGCCUGCAGGGCGUGUCCGUGGCCGCGUACACCGCUGACGCCGCCGCCGCCUGCAAGCGCCCCGCCGCCGAGGUGGAGGAUGCCAAGACCAUGAUCGCCGUGCACUGGGCGUACCUGGAGCCUAUGCUCAAGCUGCGCAACUUCAAGGCCUCCGCCGUGACCGAGCUGCACCACCAGCUCACCGCCUCCAAGCUGAGCUACAAGAAGGUGGCCGCCGCGGUGAAGGGCGUGCUGUCGGCUAUGGGCCGCCGCUCCAGCGAGCUGGGUGCCCCGCAGUCCGCCAUCAUUGCCGCCAACUGGAAGUGCAGCUCCAAGACCCUGCGCAGCAUUGCGUAAUUGGGAACAUGAUGGCAUUGUGCUGGAAGAUUGGGACUAGACACGGACUAGUUAGAUAGGGCAACUCAGGCAAUAGGAAUCGUUCGGACCUUUCGGGAAGCGGUCAUGAGCACUGUUUGCGUGUACAUAUCAGUUGUGGAUGGAGAAGGUGGGUAAUGCCACGUUGCCGCCUUCCAGUGACUGCAACGCAGCUAUGCGUGAUUGCUAUGAGGACGGACGCAAUGCUCAUCAAUGCGGGUCAUGAUGAAAUUAAAUGGCCAAUGUGGGGGUAAGGUUCUUUCUAUGACCCCGGGUUGACGGGUUGUGUUUGUUUGCGGCACGUGAGGUCAGUGGUAACGCCACCCAGUGCCUGCCGCUUCAGCCUGUGAUCAGCUCAUAUGCACAAAGGCGGGAGGAGAGGAGCUGUAAUGUAAUACGGUUCCAUGCGACGCAGGAUCACAAGUUAACACGGAUCUUGACACGUUUUGUAUGCGGCUGCGUGCCGGCCGCAUUCAGCGUUCGUUUCGGUUUCCUGCACUCCGUUGGGCUUAGCAGUGUCCGUGCGGAAGUGGGGAAACGUGAGCGAAGGCCCGAGGUGCCCGCACGAGGUGCCCCACCCCACUGGGAAAUUAAUAAACAUACACAUGCAUGUACACGUGUCGAGCGUCUCUCACUGACGUCGCAGAGGCUAUGUGAACUCACGCUAAUAAUCCGCAACGGCCAAGGCUUGGCGUGGGUCUGGAUGACAAGGCUGCUGCCGGCCUUGGAAGCUGGCGACCGCGUCACGCCCCGGUAGUCCUACAAUACCGGUAGGGCCGGCCAUGGACACACGGACACGUGGGACGUGGGACGUGGGCACGUGGCUGCCAGUCAGCAGGAUCUUGGUCAAGAUGUGCCUCCAGCUGCACUGGAGUGCUCGCACCUGUAGUGCUCGCCGAGAGCAGUCGAUUGACAACAACCUGGCUAUGAAUCAAGGGGGUUUUGAGGCACUUUUAGGGUGUUAAUGGUGUGGGGGGUCGGUCGUCAAUCCGGAGGGGGGGAGCGGCAGGUUUUGGGGCAUGCGGCCUGAAGGUUUCGUUUCCUCGUUUGGAGGACUAGUGCCAUAGGUUUGUGAAUUGUGACUGUGGCGGCUCAAUGUAAGAACGUCCUAAGGCUGCAAGCAUAUCCUGCAACUACCCGUAAGAAGGGGCUUGGGGGCUCAGUUGGGGCUCAGGCUAUGUGAGGGACCAGGCCAGCUAGGGCCAGCAAGGCACGGCGGGAACGGGGAGCCGGCGGGAACGGGAAGGGCUCCACGACGGGGGCUCUGCUACGUAUCCCCUGUUCCUUUGCCGUAAUGGUUUUGUAACCUAUCCAACUU